GCCCGCUGGGACCUCAGCCGCCGCCGCCGCCGCCGCCGCAGCCCGGCACGAGCCUCCGCGUCCCCGCGCGGGCGCCGCUUGCCCCGCUGCACCCUGGCUGCCGCCCCCGGGGCCCCGGCCGCCGCGACGCCCGCCAUGGGCGAGGAGGACUACUACCUGGAGCUGUGCGAGCGGCCGGUGCACUUCGAGAAGGCGAACCCGGUCAACUGCGUCUUCUUCGACGAGGCCAACAAGCAGGUUUUUGCCGUUCGGUCGGGUGGAGCUACUGGGGUGGUAGUUAAAGGCCCGGAUGAUAGAAAUCCCAUCUCAUUUAGAAUGGAAGAUAAAGGAGAAGUGAAGUGCAUUAAGUUUUCCUUAGAAAAUAAGAUACUGGCUGUUCAAAGGACCUCAAAGACUGUGGAUUUUUCCAAUUUUAUCCCGGAUAGUUCUCAGCUGGAAUACACUCAGGAGUGCAAGACUAAGAAUGCCAACAUACUAGGUUUCUGCUGGACCAGUUCUACUGAAAUUGUCUUCAUAACAGAUCAAGGAAUAGAAUUUUACCAGGUAUUACCAGAGAAACGAAACCUGAAACUCCUGAAGAGCCAGAGCAUCAAUGUGAACUGGUACAUAUACUGUCCCGAGAGCGCGGUAAUCCUGCUGUCCACCACCGUCCUGGGAAAUGUGCUGCAGCCCUUUUAUUUUCGGGCUGGCACUGUGUCGAAGCUGCCCAAGUUCGAGAUUGAAUUACCAGCUGUGCCCAAGUCAACUAAACUGAAUCUUUCAGAGAGAGACAUCGCCAUGGCGAUGAUAUACGGACAGCUUUAUGUUCUGUUCCUGAGGCAUCACUCUCGGACCUCCAACAGUACCGGAGCGGAGGUAGUCCUCUAUCAUCUCCCACGAGAAGGUCCCUGUAGAAAGGCGCACAUAUUAAAGUUGAAUCGGACGGGGAAGUUCGCCCUAAACGUGGUGGAUGACCUGGUGGUGGUUCAUCAUCAGGACACAGAGACCUCGGUAAUAUUUGACAUCAAGCUAAGGGGGGAGUCUGACGGCACCGUGACUUUCCAUCACCCAGUGCUUCCAGCUCGAUCGAUUCAGCCCUAUCAGCUCCCCACAGCAGGUCCUGCCCCGGUGGCCAGCCAGUCUCCUGUCCCGUGUAAACUCUGUAUCCUUUGCAAAGGCGUUGGUGCUGUGCACAGAAGGGAAGCUGUCACCCCCGUGUUACCCUGGAGCCUGCGAAUGGCCCUGCAGCCCCCUGCGGCAGCCAGGCAGCCAAGAGUAACGUGGGCGCUCUGUGUGGGAAUGUUGGCUUCCCGCUGCGGGUGCGGAACUUGCUACCUCCUAAAUCCAGGUUACCUCUGGAACCUCCAAGUGAAACUUCAGCCCAUAGUAAACCUCUUGCCAGAUAAAGGAAGACUGAUGGACUUCCUCCUCCAGAGAAAGGACUGCAAGAUGGUCAUCCUGUCUGUCUGUUCGCAGAUGUUGAGUGAGUCUGACAGAGCAACGUUACCUGUGAUAGCCACUGUUUUUGACAAACUCAAUCAUGAAUAUAAAAAGUACCUGGACGCUGAGCAGAGUUACACGAUGGCAGUAGAAGCAGGGCAGAGCCGGAACAGUCCACUUCUCAAAAGGCCGGUGCGGACCCAAGCUGUGGUUGACCAGUCUGACCUGUACACCCACGUCCUGUCGGUGUUCACAGAGAAGAAGGAGCUGCCGCCCAAGUUUGUGAUAGCCGUCCUGAUGGAAUAUAUCCGCUCUCUUAACCAGUUUCAGAUUGCGGUACAGCAUUACCUACAUGAGCUUGUCAUCAAGACACUUGUCCAGCACAACCUCUUCUAUAUGCUGCACCAGUUCCUGCAGUACCAUGUCCUCAGUGACUCAAAGCCGCUGGCUUGUCUGCUGUUAUCCCUAGAGAGUUUUUAUCCUCCUGCCCAUCAACUGUCUCUGGAUAUGUUGAAGCGACUUUCGACAGCCAAUGAUGAAAUAGUAGAAGUUCUUCUUUCCAAACACCAAGUGUUAGCCGCCUUAAGGUUCAUCCGGGGCAUUGGUGGCCACGACAACAUUUCUGCACGGAAAUUUUUAGAUGCUGCGAAGCAGACUGAAGACAACAUGCUUUUCUACACUAUAUUCCGGUUUUUUGAACAGCGAAACCAGCGUCUGCGAGGAAGCCCUCAUUUCACACCAGGAGAACACUGUGAAGAACAUGUUGCUUUUUUCAAACAGGUUUUUGGAGACCAUGCUCUAAUGAGGCCUACAACAUUCUGAAAUCACUUGCUAGUUUUUUUUUUUAAUAUAUAUAAAAAUGUGUAAAAAGUUAAUUUAUUGCAAUAAAGCUCUUUAAACUACAAAAUGUUAAAGUUUAUAAACAUCCUCAUAUGUCACUAAAAAUAUGGUAUAGAA
Messenger RNA from Manis javanica (Malayan pangolin), 2376 nucleotides. Lineage: Eukaryota; Metazoa; Chordata; Mammalia; Pholidota; Manidae. The record is from RefSeq and is a predicted model, not a curated record.